This is a messenger RNA of Heterocephalus glaber (naked mole-rat), 977 nucleotides long. It is a transcript of the gene Washc3, whose product is annotated as WASH complex subunit 3. The record is from RefSeq and is a predicted model, not a curated record. Gene Ontology annotation, cellular component: WASH complex. NCBI's taxonomy places the organism in Eukaryota, Metazoa, Chordata, Mammalia, Rodentia, Bathyergidae. Gene Ontology annotation, biological process: exocytosis; actin filament polymerization.
GUAGGAGGGGCCCGGGGCCAGGACUUGGGGCUCGCUUCCGGGUUGGGCGGGCUGUGUCGGGGAGGGUUCUGUGGGGCGCUCCGCUCGCGGAGGGCAUGGACGAGGACGGGCUCCCCCUCAUGGGGUCGGGCAUAGACUUGACCAAGGUGCCGGCGAUCCAGCAAAAGAGGACGGUGGCGUUUCUAAACCAGUUCGUGGUGCACACCGUGCAGUUCCUCAACCGCUUUGCCACGGUGUGCGAGGAGAAACUGGCAAACCUCUCUCUUCGGAUCCAACAAAUUGAAACAACUCUCAAUAUUUUAGAUGCAAAGCUGUCGUCCAUUCCGGGCCUGGAUGAGGUGACAUUUGAAGCAUCUUCGUUAAGUGUCACCAGCGUCCCAGACAGACCCCAUUCCGAAGCCACUUCGGAGCAGGCCCAGCAGAACAAUACACAAGACUCUGGAGCACAGGAAAGUGAAGUAUCAGAAAACACCGUAACUGUGGCUGAGGACCCCAGAUAUGCCAGAUAUCUCAAAAUGGUUCACGUGGGAGUUCCGGUGAUGGCGAUAAGAAACAAAAUGAUAUCAGAAGGACUAGACCCAGAUCUGCUUGAGAGGCCGGACGCAACCGUGCCUGACGGCGGCAGCGAGAGGACCAUGGGAGAGAGCUCAGACAGCGAGUCCUUCAGCGACUGAGCCGCCACAUGUGAGCGCCUCCCUCGGAGCCUGAACUCUCUCCAUCCGGAGGAGUCAAAUGGCCUUGCAUCCCCCACCACGCUUCCGCUGUUACAAUGAAGCAUUUAUAGCUUCCCAGUGCCUCUCGUUACCACAGCAGAGGGCUCCGAAAUGAAAAACAGAAGAACCUGGACUGCAGUGAGUGCCUCAGUACCAAGAUGGGGUGUUCGGGGUCCGAGUGGCUCCCCAACAUGGAGCUCCUGUGAGUUUGGAAAUCAAAAGUAGACUCAUUGCAAAAAUAAAUGAAUUAUACAAUUUUUGAAA